Nicrophorus vespilloides is the source of this 747-nucleotide messenger RNA. Its product is annotated as protein takeout-like. The transcript is spliced from 3 exons. Bases 98 to 505 code for a protein of 135 amino acids. NCBI's taxonomy places the organism in Eukaryota, Metazoa, Arthropoda, Insecta, Coleoptera, Silphidae. The record is from RefSeq and is a predicted model, not a curated record.
GGAGCAAACGUACAAACCGAUCGAUCUUUUCGGUAUACCCGCGUCUACAAUACUUGAUGGAUCCAUCGAUUUGGAUAAUGGUAAUUGUGAAAUAACAAUGAAUGCAGUCUCUCCGCAUUUGGAACUGAUCGGUCAAUACAAGUUCACCGGAAAACUGCUCCUUUUCCAAAUAAACGGCUUCGGAAGAUGCAACAUCACCUUGAUUAAUUUGCACACCAAACACACUAUGAAGUGCGAACAGUUCGACGUUGACGGUGAAGAGCAUCUGAGGGUGACCGAUUAUGAAUUGGACAUGAAUCCGGAAAAAGUCGUGUACGACUUUGAAAAUAUGGUCGACGGGAAUCGAGCUAUAAGCGAUGAAGUCCUCAAAGUGAUGAACGAAAACAAUCUGGAUGUUUACGCAGGGAUCAAGAAGGAUUACGAUAGGACUUUCGCAGAAAUCUAUAAACAUAUUACGAACACAAUCUUGAACAAUAUUCCCAUCAAAAAACUAUUCUUGCUAUGAUUUAUGAUGAAUUGUUCUUGAAAAAUGUCUGUUAGACUUGUUACAUGUUUAGUUAAUUGUUAAGUAGUGUCAGUUGACUCAUAUUGAAAGUGUUGUUGUUUAUAUCAAUUUAUUAUAAAGAGUGAAGAUAAAGCUUGUAAAGGAUUUCGUAAAUGAACUGGGAAACAUCAGUAUCAAAUUCGGAUCAAUACAGUUAACGUGCUUAAAAAAAAAGUACUUGAAAAUAAAAACGUUGGAUUCUC